This is a messenger RNA of Lodderomyces jiufengensis, 2487 nucleotides long. Its product is annotated as ubiquitin ligase complex subunit. Bases 1 to 2487 code for a protein of 828 amino acids. The transcript has a single exon. Gene Ontology annotation, molecular function: protein binding. The record is from RefSeq and is a predicted model, not a curated record. Lineage: Eukaryota; Fungi; Ascomycota; Pichiomycetes; Serinales; Debaryomycetaceae.
AUGAAAUUCGAAUGGUUAAAAUUUAUAAGCUUAUGCAUACUAUGUCUACUAAAAAGUGAUGUUGUAAUAGGAUCUGAUGAUUUUGAUUAUAAUGAAGCAAUAAGGCGACUAGAUAAUUUAUCAAAGACUUAUAAAAAAUCAUAUAUUUAUAAUGCAGAUAAUAUAGAAAAUAAUCUAAUAAUACCUCCAUAUAAUUCAACUACAAGACAAUAUCAGUCUACCUUACAAAUUGAAGUACCGUCAGAAUUAACCAAUGAUGUACUACCGCUUCUAGAAAAAUCAGCUUCGAGGAAUAAUCCCAAGGCACUAGUAACACUUGGAGAUAUAUAUAUGUUUGGUAAUUAUUCAUGUCCUACAGAUUAUAAUUUAGCAAAAUCUUGUUAUGAAACAUCUAUUUCAAUUGAACCAAAUGGUCAUUCUUAUUUCAUGCUUGGAUUUAUCCAUUCAACUGGAUUAUUUGGAGAAUUUCCUAUAGAUCAAGCGAAAGCAAAUUUAUAUUAUCAUUUUGCAGCAGAAAAUGGAGAUUUGAACGCCUUAUUGGUAAUGGCUUUUAGACACCUAAAGGGGAUUGAAGUACCUUCAAAUUGUGAGUUAGCAUUACCUUAUUACUCGAAAUUAGCUGAGUAUGGAUUUAAAUGGUUGAAUGAUUCUGGAAACUCAAGAGAUGUGGAUUAUAAUAUUAGAAUAUCUGAUUUUAAUGGUGGACUAUUUGGUGAAAAACUAAGUGAAUCCGUGUCAUCAAUUGAAUUACCAUCUAAAUUGUAUGCAGAUUUGAAAACUCAUUUUGAAGAAACAAGAUUAAAUUCAAAUGAGCACGAGUAUGCAUCAUUUUAUUACAAUGGUUUGGAAAAUUUAAAAGGUGACUAUUUUACUCAAAGGAACUUGACGAGAGCAAGAAUAGAAUUUCAAAAAUGUGUAAAUUUGGGAGAAGAGAUCUAUGGGUCAAGAGAGUACAGAAAUAUGGAUAAAAUGGAUAGAUUAUUUUUGAGUGCUUGUCAAACAAGUUUAGCUAAAAUGUAUUUAAAAGGAUUGUCAGUUCCAAAAGAUCCAAUAAUGGCAGAAAGAUUGUUGAACAUGUCAACUAAAGUUCAAACGACACUGGAUGCAUUGAACGAUCUUGCAUAUAUACAAGAGAAUGGGUUAAUAAGACCUGCUAAUGCAUCAAAAGCUUUAGAAUAUUAUUUAGCAGCUGCUAAAAAGAGCUCAGCCGAAGGUACAAAGAAUUUAGCUAAAUUAUUAAUGAAAAUUGAUGAACCAGUCGAUAUUCAUAUUAGUGAAAAUAAAAUGGAUAUUUAUAACUAUAUGAAACAAGCUGCAUAUUUAGGUAAUACUGAAGCAUUAUAUUAUGUUGGUAAUUUCUUAGAGUCAGGGUUAUCAUCAAUAGUAGAUCCAGAAGAAAAAACUUCAUGUUCCAAAACUACAAUGUAUUAUAGAGAAUUUGUUAAGAGAUUAUCACAAUUCUUCACUCCACAUUUAAGAUAUGCAUUUGAAGAGCUAGCAAGUGGAAACUAUAAAAAUGCAUUAAUUGGGUAUCUGAUUGCUGCAGAACAAGGUUUUGAACAAGCUCAAAUAUCAGCUGCAUACUUACUUUACCAACUACAGCCAUUAUAUUCACAAGAGCAAAAACCAAAAGAGUUUAGCUCUCCACGUCUUGAUAUUGCUGCACAGUACCUCGAUAAAGCUUCAAAACAAGCAAAUGUUGAUGCAACUAUUCUCUUGGGAAAUAUUUAUUCAGGUGAAGAUAACAAUAUUGGAAUUACUCCAGAUUAUGAGAAAGCAUUUAACUAUUUUAGAGUAGCUACUGAUAGACAUUCUUCACAUGGAGCUUAUAAAUUGGCAGAAAUGUAUGAAUAUGGAGUUGGAUCAGCAAGUAAUACAACUGAUUAUUUCUUAGCUAAAAGGUAUUACGAUUUAAGUUUACAAUACAAGGAAAAAUUUGAUUAUGACAGGAAAAAUGCUCAAACAAAAUCUGUUUAUAGCAAUGCUCAUAUUAAUUGGGCUUUAUUAAGAUUAAGAUUUAAAUACUUAUUCAACAGAAAAGCAUUUGUGAAUCUGAUAAACGAUCCUGUUGAUCAUGGUUGGUUAAGCUCAUUUAAAAAGAUAGGUAAAGAAGCAAAUAGAGAAAAACAACAACAUCAACUGCAACAACAACAACAAUUAAACAAAGAUGCAGUUUCAAGAGCGGAUGCUCACCAUCAAGGUACUUCUUAUGAUUCAGAUUAUAUUGAAACUUAUGACAUUGGAGACUAUCUAGUUAUAUCAUUGACAUUUGCAUUUUUUCUGAUCUUCUUUGUUCAAAAUAUUAUAAGACAAUUUAGAAGAAUGAGAAAUGGUGGUAAUCAACCUGAUGGUAAUCAACCUCAAGAUGGAAAUGGUAAUAAUAAUAAUAAUAAUAAUGCUGUACAAAAUGGGUGGAAUUUCAAUUGGAACGGGUUUCAAUUUGAUUUUAGAAGGGGUAAUAUGGAAUUUCAUUUUUUUGCACUAUAG